Nerophis lumbriciformis (worm pipefish) is the source of this 2553-nucleotide messenger RNA. The record is from RefSeq and is a predicted model, not a curated record. Lineage: Eukaryota; Metazoa; Chordata; Actinopteri; Syngnathiformes; Syngnathidae.
AUGAGCCUGGCAAGUGCAACGGUGCCAACAUCAACGGCUGGCUUUCAAGGCGGGGCACGCCAGCGAGAGUUGAUCAUGGAGCAGAAAGUAAGCAAACUGACGUCUGGCUUCCAACGCAGUUCCACCUCAGAUGAUGACUCAGGCUGCGCGCUAGAAGAGUAUGCCUGGGUACCACCCGGCCUUCGCCCUGAGCAAGUCCAGCUAUACUUCUCUUGCCUGCCAGAGGACAAGAUUCCAUAUGUAAACAGUCCAGGAGAAAAGUUCAGGAUCAAGCAGCUACUCUACCAACUACCGCCACAUGAUAACGAGAUCCGUUACUGCCAGUCUCUCAGCGAGGAAGAGAAGAAGGAGCUGCAUAUGUUCAGCGUCCAGAGAAAGAAGGAAGCACUGGGGAGGGGCACACCGAAGCUGUUGCCCCGCAGUCGUGUGAACAGCAUUUGUGUGCAUUGUGGUGAGAGCAUCAACGGUGGCGAAAUGGUAGUAUUUGCAGCCAGAUCGGGUCCUGGAACGUGCUGGCACCCAGCGUGCUUUGCCUGCUCCACAUGCAAUGAACUGCUGGUGGAUUUGAUCUACUUCUUCCACAAUGGGAAGAUCCACUGCGGAAGGCACCAUGCAGAACUUCUCAAACCUCGCUGCUCAGCCUGCGAUGAGAUCAUCUUUGCUGAUGAAUGCACAGAGGCUGAAGGGCGUCACUGGCACAUGAAGCACUUUGCCUGUUUUGAAUGCGAGACAAUUCUGGGGGGCCAGCGCUACAUCAUGAAGGAUGGACGACCCUAUUGCUGUGGCUGCUUCGAGUCUCUGUACGCAGAGUACUGCGAGGCAUGUGGAGAACAUAUCGGUGUUGACAAUGCUCAGAUGACAUACGAAGGUCUCCACUGGCAUGCUACUGAGAGCUGUUUCAGCUGUGCUCAGUGUAAAAGCUCCCUAAUUGGCUGCCCCUUCCUACCACACCAGGGUCGUAUCUACUGCUCUAAGGCCUGCAGCCUCGGGGAGGAUGUGCAUGCAUCCGAUUCCUCUGACUCUGCCUUCCAGUCAGCACGUUCCCGUGAGUCACGUCGCAGUGUACGCAUGGGCAAGAGCAGUCGAUCGGCUGAUCAGUGCCGUCAGUCGCUCCUUUUCUCCCCUUCGGUCAACUAUAAGUUUCCUGGAUUUAGUGGAAACCCUGAAGACACCAUGACCAACAAGCUUGCCCACUUGAACCUAUCUGACGAGCAUUUCUGGAGAGUGCGUGGUGAAGAGAACGAGGCACCUGAGGAUCAAGGGGAAGAGUGGGCAGAGCAUGAAGACUACAUGACUCAAUUACUACUAAAAUUUGGUGAAAAUGGAGUUUUCAGACAAGCCAGUGACAACAGACCCACAGAUUUUUGGGUUGCAGAAAGUGAUGCAAAGUCAAAGCAGGAGUCAUUCAAAGCUGGUUGCAGUGGCGAAGGAAGGGGCAGUCUAGCUAGCAAGAAAUACCAAGCUGACAUGUACUGGGCCCAGUCCCAAGAUGGGCUAGGAGACUCGGCAUACGGUAGUCACCCGGGCCCAGCAAGCAGCAGGAAGAUCCAAGAACUUGAGCUGGACCAUGGAGCUGGACCAAGCAUGGGAGAUGAAUCGCAAUGGUACAGUGGUUCUUUGGAGUGCAUUGGUGACUUCAAAAAGAAUGAUCAGAGUGUUAGAGACUCCAUGGACUCACUGGCCCUCUCCAAUAUUACUGGGACCUCUGUUGAUGGUGAUAGUAAAGACAGACCUUUGGUCUACUCCAUGCAAGGUUUCCAUGAGCUUGAGACAGAAGACUGUGAAAAAACAAGUAACAUGGGAACACUCAACUCCUCCAUGUUACACAGGAGUACAAACUCACUGAAGAGCCUUGUUUCUGAGCAUGAAAUAGAGGAAAAUGUGGUCGAAAAAGAGGCCAUAUGUCUCCCAGAAGCGAGACCUAAAUCACAUGUCCCUGCCCUUCGAAGGUCACGUUCACAAGCUAGGCAGCAGCAAGUGAAAUUCUCAGAUGAUGUGCUUGACCGCUAUAGUGACCUUCAGGUGCGACCGCCCCCAAUGAGCGAACGGACUCGCCGCAAGGCUUUUAAUUUUGAGGAGCAGGGCCAAGAAAAUCCUUCUGGACGAAGCCAUCACCAUCACAAGAGGCGUCAUAGUCGCAAGUCACGCUCUGACAACGCUCUUAAUCUUUUGCCAAAAGAAAGGCCCAAAGGAGGUUAUGAAAUCGACCAAAGACUGAAUGCACAUGGUUUAAGGAGAGACCAUGGUUUCCAUGGACACCCACCGGCAGGCACCAUGUCAGAUUACAGGCUUCGGGGUUCAGCCAUGGGUAGGUUCUUGGAUCUAUGUGAGGACGUUGACGAUUGGUGCUCAACAUGCUCGUCCUCUUCAUCUGAUUCUGAAGAGGAGGGCUUUUUCCUGGGUCAGCCCAUUCCUCAGCCGAGGCCAUUUAGACAUUACUAUACUGAAGACUUGCCCAGCCCUGUUGCAGGCAUAUCCCCCCCUCCCUAUGGCCUAAGGACUAAAUCCAAAAAGAAGAAAGGACAUAAGGGUAAAAACUGCAUCAUUUCAUAG